AUGAGCAUUGAGAAGCAAUUACUAAUGUUCUUGCACACCAUAGGACAUAACCAGCGCAAUCGUGUUAUUGCACAUAAUUUUUUGAAGUCUGGUGAAACUAUUAGUAGAUAUUUCAAUCACAUGUUGUUCACAAUUGGUGAAAUGCAACAUGAAUAUGUGCGGCCACCAAGUUCUCAAACCCCACCUUAUAUAGCAACAAGGAGAACAUUGUAUCCUUAUUUCAAGGAUUGUGUUGGGGCCUUAGAUGGAACACAUAUUCAUGCUUCUGUCCCAGCAUCUGAAGUUGCAGCCUUUCGAGGAAGAAAACCUUACCCAACUCAAAACGUCCUUGUAGUUGUGGAUUUUGACAUUCGUUUUACUUUUAUUCUCACUGGUUGGGAAGGAUUCGUGCAUGACUCUUUAGUUCUUAUUGAUGCACUAGAACGACCCAAUGGGCUAAAAGUUCCCGAAGGAAAAUAUUACUUGGUUGAUGUUGGUUACACCACACGACCCAGUUUUAUACCCCCUUACAGGGGUGUAAGAUUUCACUUGAAGGAGUUCGGCUCCCGAACACCUGCAAACGCCAAGGAAUUGUUUAAUCUAAGACAUUCAUCUGGGCGUACCUCCAUCGAGAGUGCAUUUGGUUCUUUAAAGAACUGCUUCAAGAUCCUCACUUCUAGGCCUUUUUUCCCAUUCAAGACAAAGGUGGAUCUCGUAUUGGCAUGUUGUACCUUACACAACUACAUCCUCACCGGUGGUCAAGAUGAAUUUAUUCCUGUGGAGGAAGAUUGGGUACCACAACGUGUUUCACAAACCACUGCUCGGGACCAAAGAGAAGAAGCACAAGAGUGGGCUGCUCGUCGUGAUCAAAUUGCAAUUGAGAUGUGGGCGAACAAGUAG
Molecule: messenger RNA, 879 nt
Organism: Dioscorea cayenensis subsp. rotundata (Guinea yam)
Lineage: Eukaryota; Viridiplantae; Streptophyta; Magnoliopsida; Dioscoreales; Dioscoreaceae
Product: protein ALP1-like
Exons: 3
Coding region: 1-879 (292 amino acids)
Source: RefSeq, a predicted model, not a curated record